AUGGUGGAACAGGACAAAAGUCUGGUUAACUAUGUUAAACCAUGGUACAAACGUCGACAAACAGGUCUCUCAGAAUCCUUCGAUGCACUAUGGGAAAUCUUACGUGGCAUUAUCAAUGAUCCCAAGCCUAGAACUAUCGUAUGUGUUUUGGAUGCUAUCGAUGAGUGUGAACCAAUUUCAAGGACAUUACUCAUUGAGGGAAUGGGAGAGUUUGAUGGUUAUCAGCGAGACAAGCGUUCCCAACUCAAGUUUCUCGUCACUAGCAGACCGUACACAGAAAUUGACCGACAAUUCCGACAGAAGUGCAGUAACCUGGCCCUAAUCGACAUGGAAGAUGAUGGAUUAUCCGACCAAGUCGGUAAAGAAAUCAACCUGGUGAUCGACGACAAAAUUCCGCGUAUUUUCAAUAGCUUCAGGCAUCCGCCUAAUACACGAACCCAAACGGAGAUUUCUGAAAAGCUAAAAGGCAACAACAACAGAACUUACCUAUGGUUGAAACUUAUGCUUGAUGCCAUCCAUGUCACUACUCUGCCUGGGGAUCAUCAGUGGGCGGCAUUUGUAAAGCAGAUGCCAACAGGAUUGUUUGAUGUAUACGCGAAUAUUCUCGACAAGGUUGAUCUUCAAAAGCGGGGAGAAACCAUCAAGCUGUUCCGUAUUCUCCUUGCUGCUACCAGGACAUUAACUCUCAAGGAGUUGAAUGUAGCCCUAGUAGUAGCGGAUAGAAUCAAAGAGAACGGUCACAAUGCAAGACCAGCCCAUGACCUAUGUUUCUUUGACGAGCAUAAACUGGUAGAUUACAUCAGGGACAUCAGUGGCCGAACGGUUACUAUCGUUGGACCGAAUGUUUACUUUAUCCAUCUGACAAUGAGAGAAUUUCUCACGACUGGAAAUCCCCCUGCAGCGAGUUGGUUCAGUCAGAGCUUCCAGAUAUCUCACAAUACUCUUGCAGAAAUAUGCAUUUGGUACAUUCUACGGCAAUUUGAACAGCAAUUUGGCAAACGGCCUCUACCGAGUGCGUGGCAGUGCCCUCUACAGGGUGAGAAGAGAGAUCAGACCAGUUACGGGGAAUGGUAUAAAGGCCACCAUCGGGAUGUAAAGCAUUUCGUGGAAACAGAUCCUUUCCUACCGUAUGCAGAAUCGAGAUGGGCUACGCAUGUCAGAAACUCUGGUGAUGACUUGCAAAUUAAAUUACUUCCCUACGUCCUUGAACUUUGUGGACUCAAAUCCAAAGCUUCUAUAAUGUGGUUCCAGCUUUACCACACACACCGGUGGUUUUGGGACGUUGCUCGUCCUACUGAAUUUCCUACGUUCGUCAUCAUAGCUACAUGUGGAUUAAAGGCAGUCUUGCAGAAGAUAUGGGAUAAUUCUUGCGAUGCCAACAUUGAUUUCCAAAGCCAAGACUUUCUUCAAUAUUCACUCCGGUUGAGUCUUCUAGCGCUCGUCGCCAGAGAAGGACACAUGGAUGUGGUCAAAUUCCUACUGGAUAAGGGUGCUCAUCCGAACCCGCAUCCAGAGCUCAAUGGCAUGACUCCGCUACAUCAUGCCUCUUAUAGAGGUCACCAUUUGCCCAGUUGGAAAUUUGACCUCCGAGUCACGGAGUCACGGAACACGUUGCAGUUGCAUGCAAGGCUGAGCCUGCACAGUCAUGUGAACCGAAAUUUUCUCGUCCGGUUUUUGUGCUUUCAAUAUAUCAAAUUUGGCCGAGAUUUCUCGAGAGGCUUUGGCUUUGCCCUGUGCAGACUCGAAGCAGCCGAACUGCGUCUCAUACGGUGGGGAAUGUCCAUUGGCAUCGGAAGCCCCGAAACGAAACUACAAACAGAGAAUUACAGCCCGGAGGAUAUCGAAACAGCCUGCCGUUGGCUGGAAGAGAUACAAGAGGCGUUCGGUUCCGCUCUCAAAACAUCUCAACGUUACGAGAGGACAGUCAAAGACCCGGAUGCUGUGAUCCAUCUCGAUGUAGAAGCAGAAAUCCGUGGCGGAAAAAAGGGGUUUCAAACACUGCAUAACAGAUUGCGUCGAAUUUGCGACCAGCGUCUAAACCUAAAGCCGGGUACACGAGAUCGGCUUUCGUGGGCCUUGUAUGGGAAAGGAAGUUUUGAGAACCUGGUGGAGAACAUUUCCAUGCUGACAACCAAUUUGGUUGAAUUGUUUCCUUCUAAAGUUGGUACCCAGAAGGAACUGUGCCAAUUCGAGAUCAAAGACCUUGAUCCAGACAGCCUGACUCUUUUAGACAAAGCCAUUGGUCAAGAAGACAAGAUCCUCAGAGCCACCCUGGACGCCGAAGCUGAGAAGUGGCCCAAUCUCUAUUCAAACAUCGAGGUGACAGAACAUUUCAGGGGUCAUUUCGGUGACAACAUCGGACCCGGGGGGGCGUCAAGGAGGACGAUCUUCUCCGGUAUCAGGGCCGGCGGUAAUGCGGUGGCUCAUUUUGGGCAUAACGUCCGUAUGCAGGGAAGAACGGAUUUCGACAGCACCCAGCAAAACUAA
This is a messenger RNA of Talaromyces rugulosus, 2487 nucleotides long. RefSeq lists its product as uncharacterized. The transcript has 2 exons. Gene Ontology annotation, molecular function: protein binding. The record is from RefSeq and is a predicted model, not a curated record. The coding region runs from base 1 to 2487 and encodes 828 amino acids. Lineage: Eukaryota; Fungi; Ascomycota; Eurotiomycetes; Eurotiales; Trichocomaceae.